This is a messenger RNA of Raphanus sativus (radish), 875 nucleotides long. RefSeq names its product protein IDA-LIKE 3. Gene Ontology annotation, biological process: floral organ abscission. Lineage: Eukaryota; Viridiplantae; Streptophyta; Magnoliopsida; Brassicales; Brassicaceae. The transcript has 2 exons. The record is from RefSeq and is a predicted model, not a curated record. Bases 124 to 432 code for a protein of 102 amino acids.
AUUCAUCGCCAUCAACAAAGAAAACCCCUUUAAAUAUUAAAUAAUUCCACCUAAAAACCCUUCAAACAAACAAAAUAUUUUCCCUCUCUCUCUCAUCGUCUCCUCCAAUCUUUAAAUCAUCAAAUGUCUUCUCGAAACCGCAGAUCAAGAACCAACCAACUCAGGAGAACAAUCCUUAUACUCGGUCUUCUUCUUGUUAUUUUCAGUUGCUGCAGUGGAGCUAGAACCACGAACAUGUUCAGCACGAGUUCACCACCCAAACAAGCCGACGUUGUUUCACCCCCUCAUCAUCACAAUCAUCAAGUACAAGAUCACAAAAAUGUACAGGUUUUGGGAUUCUUGCCACGUCAGUUUCCGGUUCCAGCUUCUGGUCCUUCCAGAAAACACAAUGACAUCGGUUUAAGUAGUACUACUAGGACUCCUUCUCCUUGAACCUGAAAAGAUUUGAUUAAUCAUUCUCCCUUUUUAUUUCGGUCUCCGGUUCGGAAUUUGGCCGACCGACUAUCCACCCGAAGGCGGUCCUGAGGCCCGAGAUACCAUUUUCAAGCUCGGUGGCCAAGUGCACUCGAACCCAGGGCGGGGACACGUUGCUUCGAGGAACGGGUACUCCUUCACCACUGGGCCAAGAGGACUUGGUUAAAUGGAACUUGUCUUUUUCUUACAUAACGUCAGUGACUCGCUGCCCUGGUCUUACAAGAUUGUAUAAAGUAUCAGUACUUACUGGUACAUGGCUUGCAUCUCUUGUUUGGUAUUGGACGUCUUGUUGUAGAUACUAUAACUUGGUGACCUGCAGCUGUAUUAAUCAAAGCAUGCGUGUGCCAAUGAAUAAAUUAAUAAGCAAAAUUGGCUUAUACGGUGUGAAAAAUGCUAGAGUG